Molecule: messenger RNA, 2773 nt
Organism: Dermacentor silvarum
Lineage: Eukaryota; Metazoa; Arthropoda; Arachnida; Ixodida; Ixodidae
Product: general transcription factor IIF subunit 1-like
Biological process (GO): transcription initiation at RNA polymerase II promoter; positive regulation of transcription elongation by RNA polymerase II
Cellular component (GO): transcription factor TFIIF complex; nucleus
Molecular function (GO): DNA binding; TFIIF-class transcription factor complex binding; RNA polymerase II general transcription initiation factor activity
Source: RefSeq, a predicted model, not a curated record
CAGCGGCAAGCAGCGUCUCUAGCUCCAGCAGCAGUAGCAGCAGCCAGGGACAAGAGUUCAUAGUCCGGAUACCGAAGCAAACCAAGAAAAGGUAUCAUGUCAUGCGAUUCAAUGCUGCGCACAAACAAGACAUAUCCAAGUGGACGCAGAUUCGCAUGGAGAGGGAGAAUAACAUGAAGGAAUUCAAGCUUGAGGACGACAUGCCAAAAUUCGGGGCAGGCAGCGAGUUUGGUCGGGACCAGAAGGAAGAGGCACGCCGCAAGAAGUAUGGUAUCAUCAUGAAGAAGUACAACCCCGAUGACCAGCCUUGGCUUCUCAGGGUUGGCGGCAAGGGAGGGAAAAAGUUCAAGGCCAUACGCGAGGGAGGCGUUUCGGAAAAUACGUCUUUCUACGUCUUCUGUAAGGCCCCGGACGGUGUCUUUGAAGCUUUUCCCAUUGAGGAGUGGUACAACUUCAACCCCGUGAACCGCUUUAAGGCACUCACCGCUGAAGAAGCAGAAGUGGAAUUUGAGAGGAGAGACAAAGUGAUGAACCACUUCUCCAUCAUGGUUCGCAAGAAGAUGUCCCUCGAGGACGAAGGAAGCAAAGAGGAGGCAGAGGAAGAAAAAGGAAAGAAGGGGAAGAAGGGCAAGAAGGAGAACAACCGAGACUUUCAACUCACCGAAAUGGACGACUGGUUGAGCGACUCGGACGGCGAUGGUGACGACGACUCGGAUGGCGAGAGGGACGAUGACGAUGCUGGUGGCAAGAAGAAGAAGAAGGGUAAAGCGGGAGAGGACGAUAAGAAGAAGAAGAAGAAAAAAAAGAACGAGUCCGAUGAGGAGGCCAUGGAGGAGAGCGACGAGGGAGACUUUGACGACAGGGAAGUGGAUUACAUGUCAGAAUCCAGCUCUGAAGAAGAAGAGCCCGAAGACGAGAAGGCGAACCGCGAGCUGAAAGGUGUCGAGGAUGAGGACGCCCUUAGGGCCGUGGACCAGUCCGACGAAGAGGAGGAAGGCGAGAAAGAGGAGGAGAAGCCUGAGGGAGAGGAGGAGGCCGCCAAGGAUGAGAAAACUGCUGAGGCCAAGCCGAAGUCGAAGGCUGACAAGAAAGAGGGUGGCUCGUCUAAGAGUGCAUCAAAGGGCAACUCCUCUGGCGAAUCCAGCUCCGAGUCUUCAGACUCUGACUUCGACGACUCCAAGUUCCAGUCCGCCAUGUUCAUGCAGUCUUCUUCUCGUCAGAAACCAAAGAAGAAGAAUGGCUGUGAGAGUGCGAACAGCAGCCGUGCAAACACACCGACCAAGCACGUGAGUGACGAGAAGAAGGGCAAAGAUUUUUGGUUCAAGGCCAUACGCGAGGGAGGCGUUUCGGAAACGUCUUUCUACGUCUUCUGUAGCCCCGACGGUGUCUUUGAAGCUUUUCCCAUUGAGGAGUGGUACAACUUCAACCCCGUGAACCGCUUUAAGGCACUCACUGCUGAAGAAGCAGAAGUGGAAUUUGAGAGGAGAGACAAAGUGAUGAACCACUUCUCCAUCAUGGUUCGCAAGAAGAUGUCCCUCGAGGACGAAGGAAGCAAAGAGGAGGCAGAGGAAGAAAAAGGAAAGAAGGGGAAGAAGGGCAAGAAGGAGAACAACCGAGACUUUCAACUCACCGAAAUGGACGACUGGUUGAGCGACUCGGACGGCGACGGUGACGACGACUCGGAUGGCGAGAGGGACGAUGACGAUGCUGGUGGCAAGAAGAAGAAGAAGGGUAAAGCGGGAGAGGACGAUAAGAAGAAGAAGAAGAAAAAAAAGAACGAGUCCGAUGAGGAGGCCAUGGAGGAGAGCGACGAGGGAGACUUUGACGACAGGGAAGUGGAUUACAUGUCAGAAUCCAGCUCUGAAGAAGAAGAGCCCGAAGACGAGAAGGCGAACCGCGAGCUGAAAGGUGUCGAGGAUGAGGACGCCCUUAGGGCCGUGGACCAGUCCGACGAAGAGGAGGAAGGCGAGAAAGAGGAGGAGAAGCCUGAGGGAGAGGAGGAGGCCGCCAAGGAUGAGAAAACUGCUGAGGCCAAGCCGAAGUCGAAGGCUGACAAGAAAGAGGGUGGCUCGUCUAAGAGUGCAUCAAAGGGCAACUCCUCUGGCGAAUCCAGCUCCGAGUCUUCAGACUCUGACUUCGACGACUCCAAGUUCCAGUCCGCCAUGUUCAUGCAGUCUUCUUCUCGUCAGAAACCAAAGAAGAAGAAUGGCUGUGAGAGUGCGAACAGCAGCCGUGCAAACACACCGACCAAGCACGUGAGUGACGAGAAGAAGGGCAAAGGGCAUGGGAGUGUGGUCCAAGAACCAUGGGACAGUGAUAACAAAGCUCUCAAGCGCAAAAUCAGGGAAGAAUCUCCAGCUGCUGCAAAAACAGAUGGGUCAGCACCAAAACGACCGCGUAAUGAAUCAAACCUUCAGUCCACACCUUCCAUGCCUAGCAGUUGGUCAUCAAGCACGGAAGGCAUCACUGAGGAGUCUGUGAGGCGCUACCUACUUCGGAAGCCCAUGACCACCACAGAGCUCCUCCAGAAGUUCAAGUCAAAAAAGACUGGCAUGAGCAGUGAAAAGCUUGUGAAUACCAUUGCUCAGAUUCUGAAAAGACUGAACCCUGAAAAGCAGACCAUCAAAGGAAAACUGUACCUGUCUAUAAAACCUUGAGCUGCAAAGGGGCACAUAUGCUGGGCACCUUUGCUGGAGCCCAGCAGUUGCAAGCGCACAUAGUGUUGUCAUUGUUGGUGAGCUGUUGUGUAAAUAAACAGUUUUUAUACAUCUCA